GAAUUUUCAAUUUCAGUUGUAAGCUGACUGCAAUCAGCAGUGGUUCGCAUUUUGGUUCGGGAAUUCGCAAUUCCGCAUUUCGGCUUUUCCAUCGCUCGUGCGAAAACGCUCUCGGGACAUAACGGAAUAUACGGGCCGGCGCUGUCCGAGCGCACAAAACAAAAAAAAAACAAAAAAACUUUACGAUUAUUAUAAACUUUGCGGCGUGAGUCAGUGGUAUUAGUGUCCUUGUGUGUGUGCGCUAUUUGAGCAUGCAUUUGGCAUUCACCGUUAGCUAGCGGACAAGUGAAACAGCAGGAGCUGCCUAUUAAAAAAAAGUGAACCCGCGAAACAAAGAAAAGACAAAAAAAAAAAAAAAAAAAGACUCACUCGGUUUGAGUGCUAACAUGGCGCCAAAAAAGUCCACUAUUGUGCUCAAUGUGGAGCAGUUUAUUCACGAUAUCGAGGAGCGUCCGGCCAUCUGGAACCGCAACUUCCACUGCAACAAGGCCUUCCUCGAGCAGAUGUGGGACGAGCUGAGCGGAGCGCACAAGCUGCCGAAGAUCGUGCUCAAGGCCAAAUGGAAGGGACUUCGAGAUAACUUUCGGGUAGAGUACAAACGGAUACCUCGAGCGGAUAACGGUGAUUUUAUGGUGGAUCCGGCAACGUUUGAGUCCAAGUGGCUGCACUAUUACGCCUUGUUGUUUCUAACUGAUCACAUGCGCCAUCGUUUGCCGAAAAACGAGCAGGAUCAGUCUUUCUACUUUAACCAGCAGAGCGAGGAUUGCGAAAAGACAGUUGUGGAACCGGAUUUAACAAAUGGUUUAAUCCGUCGCCUGCAGGACAGCGACGAAGAUUACGACGAGGAGGACAUGGAGGCGGAGGCAGACGGUGAGGCUAGCGAAGCCACGAUGGAGGAGGCAAUGCCCACGCCACCGGCUGCUCAUCAAAUGAACCAAGUGAGCACUACACCACUGGCCACAGGAGCUUUGCGAGCUCAAGAGGAGGCCCAUCAGCAUGCUCUGAUCAAGGCGGGAUUACUUCGCGCCCAGUUGAUGGAAUUGGAAAAGGAGGCAGAGGAUCUGAGUAAGAAACCACCACCACCGCAAGCACAACAACAGCCAUCACCCGCGGCGCCUUUACUCCAAAUGCUGGUGGAGCCACCUGCUGCUCAUUGUUCUCCACCACCGGUGGUUACUACGACAUCUGCCCAAGUACAACAACCAGGAUCGGCGGCUGUUUUGGCCCCGGCAACAACCACAUCCGCAUCAUCUGCCUCCUCGAAUGGUGCGUCAAUGGGAGGAAAGAGAUCGGUGUCGCCACCGCCACUCUAUAACAAGGCCCACCAUCCGCUCGCCACUCUGGCAGCAGCUCAUCAUGCGGCCAAAGAACGAAACGAGGAGUUCGGAGCAUCCACAGCGGUGGGAGGUACUGGGGAACAUCUCAGCUUCACGCAACACUCGUAUGCCAAUGGACUUAUACCCGCCCUCAAGCUAAAGCGACCACGUCUCUCGGAGGACAGCAACUUCAAUGGCUCCUCGACGAUGGAUGCUCCUUUGGUGCCCGAGGACGAUGACUACCACUACUUGCUCAGCCUGCAUCCGUACAUGAAACAGCUGACGGCCGCUCAAAAGCUACGCAUACGCACCAAGAUACAAAAGCUCAUCUUCAAGGAGCUGUACAAGGAGGAUCUCGAGGAGUCCAAGUAGUCGAACAGCUCAGAAAGCCUAGAUUAAGCACAAGACUGUAAAUACGCCUAGACUUUAAGCAUUACAUUUAGUUUUGUGUCCAUGCCAUGCUACUUGAUUGAUUUCUAGUUGAGCGACACUCCAAGGAAAGCUGGGAGUGCGCCAUUUACGCCUAAGCACAAAUACAUUGCAAAUAAAAAUGUAACAUUUAACGG
Molecule: messenger RNA, 1882 nt
Organism: Drosophila ficusphila
Lineage: Eukaryota; Metazoa; Arthropoda; Insecta; Diptera; Drosophilidae
Exons: 4
Coding region: 387-1688 (433 amino acids)
Biological process (GO): regulation of transcription by RNA polymerase II
Cellular component (GO): transcription regulator complex; nucleus
Molecular function (GO): DNA binding
Source: RefSeq, a predicted model, not a curated record